CAAUAACUCACAGCUGUCCACUAUUCCAUUUAAUGCCGCCAUUACUGACGGCCGGGCCCGCCAAAUGGAAAGCAAAAUGCUUCAAAUCCUUUAUUUCCCCAUUAUGAUUUCGAUUCUUUGUUUAUUUCUUGGUUCCUUUCAUUUAUUGAAUUCAAUUACAUCUUUAAUGCGGGCUUAAUUAUUACGCUUACUGCUGGUUUAUAUAGAACGGGACUGCCUCUCCAUAUCCACUCGCUGCGCUCUUCAAUUCGUCGUCUGCUUUCUCAUCUCGCAAAAUAAAAAACAGAAUUCCGCCGUCAUCAAUGGCAGCUGAUGUGAGCUCCCUGCUGAGGAUGAUGAGCGGUCGGGAAUUGAAUGAAUCUGGUGGCGGCAAGUCAACGGCCCCCCCGAUCACGAGGGACCUCCUUGGCGGGUGUUGCUCCCUUGACUCCAAGGAGUUGGACCUUGACUUGCAGGUUCCUUCUGGUUGGGAAAAGCGCCUCGACUUGAAGUCAGGGAAGGUGUAUCUCGAGAGGUCCAAUUCGUCGCUGAGAUUGGGAGAAAAGAAGAAUGAGAGAUGGUGGGAUGGAAAGAUGCAGCAAGACCUCAACUUUCCACCAUCGUCGUCCUUGUCCCCCUCUUCGAAGGCAGGGAAAGUUGAGAGGACGUUGUUAGAGUUGAAGCUGGUGAAUUCUGCACCGCAGCUGCCACCGUGCCAACAACAGCAGCUGCCAAGCGUGUGCACCCUGGAGAAAGUCAAAUCCGCGCUUGAACGGGUGGUGGAGAAGGAGGAAUCAAGCAGCAGCAGCGGCGGCAGGAAGCGAGCCAUCUCGCUCUCCAACUCAUCUUCCUCGCCCCCGCUCUCCCAUUCUCGAGAUUAUUAUGAAGUUGAUCUCCAUCAACAGAACGCCAGCAGCAGCAGUCAUUGUACGAGUAGUGAAUCUGCUGCUGCUUCUUCAUCAUUUGCUGCCGGCUGCCCUUGUUGUUUGCUCUAUGUUAUCAUCUCAAAGAGCAGUCCUAGAUGCCCUAGAUGUAACACUAUCGUUACUUCCCCGACCCUCAAUAACAAAAAGCCUCGCAUAGAUCUUAACAUUUCUAUUUAAUUUUAAAAAUCAUCACAUAUACUAUAUCAUAUGUAAGGGUGUCUGUUCGGGUCAUUUUUUGUUUUGCUUCUGCUUUUACUUUUAGUUUGUAAGGAUAUAUAGAUCAAUAUAUAUUUAUAAAUUUAUGUAUAUAUACAGUAAUAUCUGCAAUUGAAUAUAGAACAUUAUAUAGAAGCUUAAUCGCUUUGCACUGCUUUGUUGAAAGGGUGGUAGAUGAAACCAUAGGUUCUAUACAUUUCAUCUUUGAAAUCCAGAAAUGUCAUUUUCUUCUA
This is a messenger RNA of Cuscuta epithymum, 1354 nucleotides long. The record is from the annotation of a GenBank genome assembly. NCBI's taxonomy places the organism in Eukaryota, Viridiplantae, Streptophyta, Magnoliopsida, Solanales, Convolvulaceae.